UCAUUCAUUUUUCUUCUAACCUGCCCGCCAUUUUGUAGCAAACCACCUGAACAUUUCGUGCGCAAUAACUUUUUAAGUGAUUAUUCAAUAAAUAUAGUGUUAAGUGAUUCAAAAUAUACACAAUGGUCCCGCAAACGAAAGUUUUCGUCGGCAGCUUGCCUCAGGGCUCCAAACCCGAGGAUCUUCGCAAAUUGUUUGAACGCUUCGGCGUCGUCACAGAAUGCGAUAUCAUGAACAGAUGCGGAUUUGUGCACAUGCAGACCGAGGAGCAAGCGUCGGCAGCUAUCCGCGGUCUCAAUAAUACCACAUUCAACGGCGCCGUUAUUUCUGUGGAACGGGGACGUAUAAAGGAGCGCGGUCAGCGAGGCGGUGGCCGCGGCGGUGGAAUGCGUGGUGGUAUGCGCGGCGGCAUGGACCGACGAGGUGGCGGACCUAUGCGUGGAGGAGCCGGCGGCGCCCGCGAUGCACCGUACAUGCGCGACUCGAGGCCUAUGGGCUAUAUGCGGGGUGGUGAUAUGCGCGGCCCACCGAUGGGUGGAAUGGGCAUGGGCGGCGGCGCUCGUAACGGAAUGGGAGGCGGCUACGAACGCGGACCUGAGCGGGCACCGGGCGGCUACGACGACCGAUACAACGGCUAUGGUGGAGAAGAUAGACGUGGUUUCGCGUUGAUGGACGGUCGCGCACGUGACCCCUACGCGGCGCCAGCCCCCAUGUACCCUGAGGAGAGACGCGGGUACGGUGUCGAGGAGAUUCCAGUAAUGGAUGGAUAUGAUCGUAGAGCUCCAAUGUACCCAGAUGAGCGGGAUAUAAUAGAAAGACGCGCGCCAAUGCGAGGUGCUCCAAUACCAAUGGUGUCCAGCUAUGACCGUGGAGCGCCAAGGGCAGCACCCAUGGGUAAUGGCGAUAUGUUUAGCAGACGAUCACCCAUGCACGGUAGCGGCUACGACCGGGAUCCCUAUGGUACACAACAGUACGCCCCUAUGGGACGCGGGGCCGGCGGCGCGGCGCGCGGCGGUAGAGACGACGGCGGCAUGCUCCCGCGCCGCUACUGACUUACGGGCUCCACGCCGGCGGAUAACUAGUAUAAGGCGAAGAUUCAAAUCGUUGAUAUGCCCUGACCAUAGCUCAUUUGUAGCAUUAUUCUUCUAACGAAACCUGUUACGCGCACAAAGUGCAGAGUAAUUAAUGUUCAGAUGUCGAGCCCUGAUAAUUGUGUCGUCUCUUUCUCUCCUGCGACAAUUGUAUCUUAAAUAAUUAUUCCUGAAUAUGUUUAUCAACGGAAGGUGAUAUAGUCGCGUAUUUAUACCACAACCAUUUUUUAUUUGUUUUACUAGAAUGAUUUGUGAAAUUUUUAAAUGCAUAGAAUGCUAUUUUGAGAGAUUUUUCUUGGAAAAUCCAUGACGAUAAAUCAACCAACUCACUGUUUAUAUGGGCUCUGAUUUAAUCUAGUGAGAUCACGGUGAACAUUUCAAUACGUCCGUAGUAGGGUUAGGGCAUAUCUACUAUUGCAAUCUUUGGUACAAGUAGGAUAAGUCCACGUGAACAAACUGUCUAUAGUCUUCCCGAACGGUACACGUAUCGGAGCGUCGCGUUGCGUUCGUAAGCGAUAUGUGGGCGGUGCGGACGACCGUAGUAGGUUCGAGAUUAUACGGUAAGCCGACGUAGUAUUAAGAAAUCGAAUCAUCAUGUGAAAUUAAAUUAAUAAAUGAAACUAAUUUGGA
Molecule: messenger RNA, 1721 nt
Organism: Achroia grisella
Lineage: Eukaryota; Metazoa; Arthropoda; Insecta; Lepidoptera; Pyralidae
Gene: Bmp-2
Product: RNA-binding protein 4.1-like
Exons: 4
Coding region: 123-1052 (309 amino acids)
Cellular component (GO): cytosol
Molecular function (GO): mRNA binding
Source: RefSeq, a predicted model, not a curated record